Saprolegnia parasitica CBS 223.65 is the source of this 1619-nucleotide messenger RNA. RefSeq lists its product as hypothetical. Lineage: Eukaryota; Oomycota; Saprolegniomycetes; Saprolegniales; Saprolegniaceae. The record is from RefSeq and is a predicted model, not a curated record. Gene Ontology annotation, biological process: DNA recombination; DNA repair. Gene Ontology annotation, molecular function: DNA ligase (ATP) activity; zinc ion binding; ATP binding. The annotation marks the transcript as partial. The transcript has 2 exons.
CGAUGAGCUUGACAGGCCACGUCAUUGCAAUCACGGGAAAGCUCUCUCUGGGCACGCGCGCCGACGUCCAGUCGCUCGUGGAGGCGAACGGUGGCGUCUUCGCGACCGCCGUCACGAAGGAGGUCACGCACCUCGUCACAAACGACCCGACGGCCAAGUCGACCAAGCUCGAGACGGCGCGGAAGCGAGGCAUUACCGUCGUCGGCGAAGAUUUCCUCCCGACCGCCAAGCGACACAAGGCGACGGCGGUCGCGUAUCACGCUGCGUGCCUCGCAAACAUGGUGUUUUACUUCCACGGGCCGCCCGGCGCCGUCACCAAGGACGACUGCGUCCGGUUUCUUCUCGAGCACGGCGGUGCGCACGUCGCGCAGCACGAUGCAACAGUCACCCACAUUGUCUCCUCCAAACCCCCCAUCUCGGAUCUCGCGACCGGCGACGCGACGACCGUCACGUAUGAUUUUUUCUCGACGCUCAUGGCCGCGCAAUACGAAGCCCUCUUUGGCGAUGACGCGCCGUCCGAGACGCCGACGCCCAAGCGUGUUUUGGCCGAAGGCGAUGCGGUCGAGAUCCAAGGCGGGCACGGCACGUACGAAGUGCGUCUGCGCAACGGCGUCUACUACUGCACGUGCAUGGCGUGGAAGAUGCAGCACCAAGCGGGUGCGAUUCGCACGUGCAAACAUCUGCGCGAGGUGCUUGGCGACGCGUUCGAGGCCUGGCGCACCCAAGGCUGCCUGCCGACGACGGGUUCCAAAUCCAAAAGCAACUCGUCGCCAAUCAAGAAAGGGCCCGCGCCCAAGGUACUCCUCGCGCAGAAGUACGAAGACGGGAAUGACAUCACUGGGUGGUUCAUGAGCGAGAAAUUCGACGGCGUCCGCGGCUACUGGAACGGGUCGACGUUUCUGAGUCGGCUUGGGAACCCGUUUCCAGCCCCCGCGUACUUUACGCAGCACCUCCCAAAGGACCAGCACCUCGACGGCGAGCUCUUCCUUGGGCGCAAGCAGUUCGAAGCCACGAUCAGCAUCGUCAAGAACGGCCACCCAGACAACGCGAAGAACUGGGCGUCGCUCACGUUCAUGGUGUUUGAUAUCCCGAGCCUGAAGGACCAGCCGUUCGAAGCGCGCUACGAAUACCUCCGCACGCACUUGGCCAAGACGCCGUAUGUGACGGUCGUCGACCACGUCGCGUGCGCGUCCGUUGCCGCCAUGACGACCGAGCUCGCGCGCGUCGAGGCGCUCGGUGCGGAAGGGCUCAUGCUGCGCCAGCCAGGCUCCAAGUACGUCGGCGCGCGCUCGACGUCGCUCCUUAAAGUCAAGAGCUUCUCGGACGACGAGGCCAAAAUCGUCGGCUACGAGCCCGGCCAAGGCAAGCACAAGGGCCGCACAGGCAGCUUGAAAUGUGUGAGUCGAUCGGGCAAGAGCUUCAAGGUCGGAUCCGGCCUCAACGACAAGCUGCGCGAGCACCCGCCUGCGAUUGGCACGAUCAUCACAUAUCGGUUCCAAGAGCUCACGGCCGCCGGCAUCCCGCGCUUUCCUACCUACGUCGGCAUUGCCAUCGACAAGGAAUGGACCGACUAGAGAUUGACAGAACAUUUAAUUAAACGAACUAAACUUUGAUGACAC